GAAGAAAGACGGCGAGAGGCGAGGGAGGGAAGGAUGGAGGGAGGCUGGGAGGAGGAGGAGGAGGAGGAGGAGGAGAGAGAGCAAGCGUCAGCACUCCAUGUGUUAAAAGGGCAGAUGGUAACCGCGGGUAACUGAGGAGAAAGCACUCUGCCGGCCACAGAGCCAGAGAUCAGCGGAGAGAGGAGGAACGAACACAUGCAGAGCAGAGAGAGGCAGCAUCCAACACGCAGGACUUCUGCUUCUUCUGCUGCUGAUGCUGCUGCUGCUGCUGCUUCUCCUCACUAACAAGGAGGUAGCAGCUCAGGGAGGAGGAUGAAGAGGAUGCUGCUGAGAUAGAAGAAAAAAAGUAUCCCUCCCUGCCACUUAGAGACAAAGAGAGGAGGCAAAAAAAGAGAGCAGGAGGAGGAGAGGCGGUUGGACUGAUCAAUGAGAGGCUUCAGCAGAGACUCAGUGACAGACUGAUGAAUGAAAGAUGGGAGCAAAACAUCUGGAGAGGACUUAGAGGGAAAUAUUUAACGGGAGGAGAAUAAAAAAAACAUUUAGAGGAAGACAAAAGAGGAGCGGAGGGGUGAAAUAUUCAGGAGUUAGAGAAACUUAGAGAAGAGAGGGAAUAAAUGAGGAGCAGCCUCGUUUAAAGCCGAGGAGAUAAGUUGAGGAACCGCAGAAGAAGAACGACGAGCAGCUUUCAGGACUUUUUCCAGGCAGAAACUCCGAUGGCGUGCUACUACAUAGUGAUCAGUUCCACCCACCUGCGUGAUGGACAGCUGAGGAGCAUCAAGGGGGUUUUCAGAGGACCAAUAGGAGCCGGCGGCCAGAGGAACACGGAGGAGGGAGACUCGAGGUUUUACUGCGAGCUCUGCAAUAAACAGUACGUCCGACAGCAGCAGUACGAAAACCACAUCAACUCCUACGACCACCAUCACAAGCAGCGGCUGAAGGAGCUGAAGCAGAGGGAGUUCUACCGAGCGUUGGCCUGCAGGAGGCAGAGGAGGCGACGGGAGGAGAAACGAGAGGAGAGAGCGCUGAGGAGACUCCAUCAGCAUGAGGAGAGGAGGACUAGAGACUGCGCUCCAGGUUCUGGUCCGAUGUUCAGGUCCACCACGGUGGCCGUGGAUCCGGCCGAUCAGUCCAGACCCGACUGGACGGACGGCGGCUCGCUGGGAACCAAACCUCCGACCCAGCUCAUCCAGCCCUUCCUUCCUCUGGAGACCAGCCUCCAGUGGGCCUACAACCCGGUGGACACCGGCAGCUCCACCACACCGGCUCCCGACAUCCUCAACGAGCAUCACCUGACGCCGACCAACGCCGGACUCUUCAACAAGCUGCCCUGGGCUCGUCUGAGUGGCUCCAGAACUCCUGGUAAAGCCCAGCCCGAGGCGCCGUCCGCCCCCUGCAGGGUCCGACCGGUUUCCUUCUCGCUGCCCAAGCGGAGCUGCGUCCUGCUGCACCAGUCGGCCGCCGUCUUCAUCCAGGAACGGGCCAAGAACCUCGCCGACAAACCGGCGGAUCAGCAGCAGCUCAAAUCUCCGGUUUGUGCCGACGUGGACGCCGCUGGUCGCUGGGAUUCUGGAAACCGGUGCGAGGACGGUAAAGCCGAGAAGGCAGCGGCAGGACUCUCUGGGACCGGAGCCCAGGUCGCUUUGUGUAACGGAGAUGAUAGCACGACCGUGAGCGGGGACCAAGUCCAGCUCUCCUCACGCAACGACGACGGGAGUCCAGCCCAAGAUGGCGCCGAAACACCAGAAGACAAUCAGACGCCGGAUUCUGAGCUGGAAAAGACUCAAACGGAGCCCGAAGUUUCACCUCCCGUCCCUCCAAGUCGACCCAAAGAGCCGUUCUGCCGAGUCCUGAGCCGAGAUGGCGGCCGGGUUCUGCUGUGGCCGACAGAGAUGGUCAGCUACACCAAGACGUCACCCUCCGUCUCCUACAGCGUCAACCCUCUACUGUACGACUUCAGAGCACACAACAAGGCUAGGGAGGGAAAUAAAGGAGGGCUGGAGAGAAUAAAGCCAUCUGUGAUCAAACAACCCGGCUGCCAACGGAGGCAGGAAGAUUCGCAGGGAGGCAGGGAGGUGAGGAGAGAUGAAAGGGAAGAGGAGGAUGAAGGAGGACAGCCGGGAAAUCCUGUGGAACUCGUAGCCCGUUGUAGCGCCGGCGACGCAUCUCCAGAUGAAAGCGCUUUAAAAUUCGCUUCCGCCGAAUGCCACCGAGCGCCGACGCCGGGCCUUCAGAAACCAGCGAAGAGGAGGAGGAGGAGGAAGAGGAGAGGAGGCGUGAGGAGGGGGAUGAGGAAGAGGGGGAGGAGGAAAAGGCGAGAGGAUAGAAAGGACUCAGAGAGGGGAAGGAGGAUAAUAAGCAGCCUUUGUGCGAGUCAGAUGUUUGAAGGGAAAGUGGAGGAGAGGUGGAAGCGAGAGGGCAAAGACGAGAGGAGGGAAAAAGGGCUAUUAAGCAAUCUGGCGGCACAUCGGCUGGUGGGAGGCAGAGAAAAGAGGAUGAGGGGAGAAGAGAGGAGGAUAAGGGGAGAUCAGACGGAGCGGGAGAGGGCAGGUAGAAAUGACGAGAAGAGAGGAGAGCUAUUAAGUAAUCUUCCCGUGAAUCGGUGUAAUCGCUGUAACCAGCUGUGUCUGCAGGUGAAAAGGGAGGCCAGCCAGCAUCAAUCCCAGCAAUCAGCCUCCGGGUGGGGCCAGGGGCUCAGAAAGCUCCUCUGCAGGGGUGCAGCAUGCGGCCCAGUGAUUAGCCCCGUCCCCGCGUCUGUUACAGCGACGCCACGCUGUCCUGCAAUUACACCCGACCCGGCACAGAAUGAUGGGGGGACGGAGGAAGAGGAGCGGAGGAACCCGAGGAAGAUAAAAGCCGCCGAGGAGGCCGAAGAAGACGCGUGCGAUCCGGCGAUUAGCGAACCGGAGAUUCGAUUCAUUCCCAAAGCUCACGGUGAAGCAGCGUGCGAUCCAGCGAUUAGCCUCAUCCCUGCGUGCGCUCAAAGACAAACAACACCUGCAGGAGGCGGCGACCCGGCGUCAGAUCCACGCUGCUCUGCACAAAACGCCGAAACCGACACGAACCUCGACAGAGAUUCCUGCAAGAGGAAGAGGAGUUCGGAGGAGGCAACGCCGAGGAAGAAACGGAAACGAGGAAGGAGGCCGGCGAGGAGAGCCGGCGAGGCCUGUCGAUGUCGGGAGCUCAACGGGACGCUAUCGGACGACUCAGUUUGCAGGACGAACUCUGAGGACGGCGAGGAAACGGAAAAAGAGGAGAAGAAUCAGGAGGACGACUCUGGAGACAAUCACAACCCGGCCGAGGACAAACCGACCUGCAGCAGCGAGGCGUCCGAACUCUCCUCUACCUGUAGCACUGAAGACGCUCCGACGGACUCGGACUGUCGCUGCAGCAACGAACAAACGAACGAAACCAAACCGCAGCAACAAACCCAACACAAACUCUGCAAACCUCCCGUUUGUUCUGAUUGUAAUCACUGUGGAGACGAAAACGGAGGCAAGGAGGGGAGGAGGGUGAGGCAGGAGGAGGCGCCGAGGAGGAAGGAGGCCGACCCGGAGCACCUCUACCCGGAGAAGAGGCCUCGCUUCCCCCGCCGCCUCCCUCCGCCCUGCCUCCCCCUCCACGCUCCCCUCCUCCUGCCGCCGUCGCUCUCCUCCCCCUCCUCCUCGUCCUCCUCCUUCUCCUUCCACCACACCAUCAUCCAGCAUCACCUGUCGCUCCUCCCUCCUCCGUCUCACCUCCACGUCCCUUCAUACCCUCCCCUCCUCCCCUCCUUCUCCCCUCACCUCUCCCCCCUCGCUCUGAAUCCACCUCCUCCACCUCCUCCAUCCUUCUACGCCUCCUCCCCCAUCCCUCUCCUGGACGUCCCCGGUCCUUACCCGGCGUUCCACCCGGUCCAGAGCCACCAUGCCUCCCUUUACCCUCCUCCUCACCCGGCAGUCCUCCCCUUACAGGUUUUGUUCUGAAAAUUUAAAAUGAAUAAAAGCUGCAUUUUCCUAUUUUUCUGCAGAAAAUAAAAGCAGCUUUUAUGCAUCAUUGCCCGUGAGGCUGAGAACAAUUUCAGGAACACUUAAGUAGAAAAACAAAACGGAUCUUUUCUUAAAGCCAAACCUCCGGCAACCUCAUCACCCCGUCCAAACACUCAGAAAAAAAAUAAAAAUGAUGCCUAAUUAUCUUCAUCAGCCGCAAUCCUGCUGGAAAUGAGCCUCAGGUGUGCAGCCAGCGGGAUGCUGCUGAGGAAACACAGCUGGGCUCGAAUCAGCCGCCGCUCCUGUUUAGCAUUCUAAACCAAUCAUUUGCUUGUGAGGCAUGUUGGAGUAUUUUAGUUUUCUUUUUCUUCCGCGUGUGACUUUAAAGGAUUAAUUCACCCCCAGAUAUCUUCAAUCUGCCGUAAUAUAUGCAGAGGUUUUUUUUUUUUUUUUUUUUUAGGGGGGCUUUUUUCUUGUUGAAAUUCUAAUUUUUUCCCCCUCCUGAGAGCUUCCACUUGAGUCGGUGAUUUUCCUGCAUUUCCCUGAAUCGAAGGCAGGCGUGAAGUCGUUGCUGCUGCAGGUCGAGAGACACAAAAAGCUAUUUACCCGACGAGGGCAGAUUCUGAAAGGUCGAAACACAAUAUUUCUGCAUUUUUGCUGCAUGGUUUCAUCCAAACAUCUCAUCAUUUAGCAAAUAUAAAACAAUAAAACAUGAUCUGAUUAAGCUUCAGCUGCAAAAUAUUAACUUUUUGUCGAAUAAAAAGGACAUUCCAGAAUUGGAGGACAUUUGAAAAAAUAAACUAAAAUAAACUAGUUUUCUGCUCCAUAUUGAUCAAUAAUAGGUAAUAAACUAUCAAAGGCUUGAUUGGCUCAGCUUCCACAUCAAUGGUAGCAUUUUUAGUCCAUGUUUUAUUUGUUGUUUGCUAUCCCUACUCUAAUCACAGUAACAGGGUUGCUAAUCCACGCUAAUGUUAGCUUUUCUCAGCAGUAGCAGCUAGAUAUUUAGCUAGCUGUUACUGCUGACCAGAAACAAGACACAAAACGACAGAAACAGGACAAAAAAUGACAUAAACAAGACAGAUAACAACAAAAAUAGGACAGAAAAUGACAAAAACAAGAACAAAUCAACAAAAACAACACACAAAAUGACUAAACCAAGACACAAAAUGACAAAAACAUGACAAAAAAAAUGACAAAAACAAUACAGAAAAUGACAAAAACAAGACAGAAAAUGAUAUAAACAUGACACAAAGGAUAGAGACAAGACACAAAAUGACAGAAAUGAGAAACACAAUGGCAAAAACAAGACAGAAAAUGACCAAAACAACACAGAAAAUGAUAUAAAUGUGACACAAAGGAUAGAGACAAGACACGAGAUGACAGAAACGAGAUAGAAAAUGAUACAAACACAACACAUAAUGACAAAAACGUCAUCAACAGGUUAUGUUAACAUGUUGUGAGACACGUUCCACAAAUUAUUAUUAUUAUUUAAAAUAUAAUGUUGAUUAAAAACUGUUUUAAUUUAAUUUCAACUGUUUUAUUUGAGAUUCAGUUUGGUCAUCAGUGACAAGAGAAAAAUGUGACUUUAGGGGGAACUCCAGACUUAUUUGGUAUUUUAAAAAAUAUAUAUUUUCAAUCAAUCUUUUCUCCUAGUUUUUUGGAUUUGGUCUCAGAACAAGAUCAUUUACACAACAACUGCAUGUUUUAGUAUUUUGGAUUAUUUGAAUUUUGAUGAGCGGGAUGUUAAAUGUCCUCCAGUUCUGAAAUUAGAUUAAAUUUAAAAUUAAAGAAAAACUCCACCGAUUUUGCACAUUAAAAUUUGUCUCCAGGUCUCGGGGAGCUGCCUCUGAGGCAGUUUGUUGGGCGUUUGAAUAAAAUCUGCAGCUGGUUGCUCAUCAUACGACUAGAAGCUGGAGGCUGAAGUAGCAGCACCGCAUCCCUAAAACUAUUUACUACAUGGUACCUGGUAUUUUGUACAUGGAUUAUUUGAAAUUUGAUGGUGGGCCAUAAAAUGUCCUCUAAUUCUGGAGCGACACUCCUGAUCAGCUCCCCGUUCAUCAGGCGGUCUGACAGCUGAUGUUCCACUCAUUGACAAAAUAACUCGAGUGCUUUGUUUCAUUGAAAUGCAGGAAGCUUCUGAAUUCCACCUGAGCAGUUCCUCAGGGUGGGUUUUUCCUUUAAAGGGUUAUGAAGGAGGAUCCGGCCUCUUGCUUGCUUCGGUUUUAAUUAUUUCUACUUUGUGUCACAAAGUGUGGGAGUGAAAAUCCAUCACAAUUAAGAGAAUGCGAGUGCAUCUCUGUAAACCCGGAGAGGGCGACGCUCAGACUUCGGAGGUGUGAUCGGCAGCAGAAACGAUGAGCGAGGAGCAGAGUCACUCCCACACAUUGUUCUUCUCUGACGCUCCCUCUGAAGUCGAACAUCUGGCUGCGAUUGCUUUGGGCCAUCCCUGGCAGCGCCGAUCUGUCUCAGUCACUAUAGAUUACUGCGGUUUCAGACAGCAAACAAACAGAAACAAAUAACUAUGUGCAUUAAAAUUCAAUUUCAAAAAUCAUUUUUUUGGCUUACUGUUUUUUUGUGUGUGUGUGGGCGGAUCAGUGUUGUUACUCUGAGUAAAAUCUUUAGGAUGAAAAUCUAUCGAUCCUGGACACACACUGAUUAUUCUGCAGCCUCGCCCACUCUGCCGGCUUCAUGGAGGUUAUCAGGAACAAACUGAUGCUUCUUUUGCAGAUGUUCUACGGUGUGUUGGACAUGUCACCAUGGUGACACUGUAGAACUAAUGGUGACACUUUAGAACCAAUGGUGACACUGAAGAACCAAUGGUGACACUAUGGAACCAAUGGUGACACUAUAGAGCCAAUAGUGACGCUGUAGAGCCAAUGGUGACCCUGUAGAGUCAAUGGUGACACUAUGGAACCAGUGGUGACACUAUAGAGUCAAUGGUGACACUAUGGAGCCAAUGGUGAUGCUGUAGGGCCAAUGGUGACCCUGUAGAGUCAAUGGUGACACUAUGGAACCAGUGGUGACACUAUAGAGUCAAUGGUGACACUAUACAGCCAAUAGUGACGCUGUAGAGCCAAUGGUGACCCUGUAGAGUCAAUGGUGACACUAUGGAACCAGUGGUGACACUAUAGAGUCAAUGGUGACACUAUGGAGCCAAUGGUGAUGCUGUAGGGCCAAUGGUGACCCUGUAGAGUCAAUGGUGACACUAUGGAACCAGUGGUGACACUAUAGAGUCAAUGGUAACAGUAUAGAGUCAAUGGUGACACUAUAGAGUCAAUGGUGAUGCUAUGGAACCAGUGGUGAUGUUCAGUAUCCAGAAGUGAGUACACCCCUGUGCAGUAAAAGUGUCAGUAAUCGCAGUACUUCUAAUCUGUUUGCUGUGAUGUAAAAUUAAAAACCAACAGCUUAGAUUUACUAUAUUUAAAACACAGAUAAUUACUGAUUAGUGGUGCUAUAGCUCCUUCGAUACUUGCAGCCAUGAUUAGGGGCACUGUGGUUCCUUCUAGACCUCCUGAUUACUGCUGUUCACUGAUCUUCCUGGAUCAUGUUUUGCACUCAUGCAGCCUCGUAUCAUCAUACUUCCACCUCCAUGCUUCACUGUCAGGACGAUGCAUUCACUGUGGUAGUCCUGGUCAGUUUGGUUGGAUGUCUUCAGUUGUUUCUUUUUCUAUCUUUGUGAAGUCUGACAGUCAGAUUUAUUCACUUCCUGUGUUCAAUUAUUUCCCAUGUGGAGCCAUGAUGCAGACAUAGUCACAGUCCAUAGGUCCAAAACUGAUUGUUCUGCCAUUCACAGCUCGUUUUAGAAUCAUGUUCAUGCAGUUAGACUGACUGGAAAUCACAGUUUUGACUCGAGUUUUCACUUGAUUUACUUUUGCUGCUUUGAGUUUCUACUCUGAGGUCCAAUUUUUCAGUAUAUUCCGUCUGAAGCGUCAGUUUUUGGUUGUUGCUAAGAGCUAGCACUCCACUGUUCAGCCUAAAAACAUUGAUAUUUCUGCAAAUUUAUGCAGUUUUGAAUCACGUGACACUGCACAGGGGUUCUCACUCCUCUUGUACCUGCAGUUUGCUUUCACAAAAACCCACAACUUCUUCUUGCAGCUCCGAGCGUAAAACAUCAGGAUUAUAUUUAGCCAGUGUGACAGUGCUCGUACAGCGAGUGUGUUCUCUCCCUGUAGCCAUGCACCACGAGGGGUUAGAAACCAUAUGUUCUCCAUGAACGUAGGUUUUAUUUAUUAAUGUGAUGAACUGAUUGCAUUAGAGGAGAAUAAAGCUGUUCUUAGAUGUAUUUUUGUAGAGAACCCCUCAGUUGAAUGAGGCACAGUUUUUGUAUCAUGUACUCUGAUGCUAUUUUAGCUAGUAAACGGACCCCACAGCCACUGAAUAUCCGUCUCCUUGUUAAUCUGUUGUAUGUUUGUUCCGGUCAUCAAUCGCUGGGGCUUAAAAGGCCACGUUUGAGUUCCUUCAGAGAGCAGUUUCACCCUGUUUUUGUCAGAGAAAUGUCUUGAGAUCUGAUAAACUAAUAUUUAGCUGACUUUUUUGUGUAAUCUAAUUUCAGCCAAACUCAUAUCCACAGAUAUUAUCCCCGCUAAUAUGAUAGAUCUAGUAAAUCCAUUGAGAAAAACAAAUUAUUCUGAAAAUGGAAAUAAAUCGGUAGACUUGAUAUCAGA
Molecule: messenger RNA, 8629 nt
Organism: Acanthochromis polyacanthus (spiny chromis)
Lineage: Eukaryota; Metazoa; Chordata; Actinopteri; Pomacentridae
Product: G patch domain-containing protein 8-like
Exons: 6
Coding region: 714-3962 (1082 amino acids)
Cellular component (GO): nucleus
Source: RefSeq, a predicted model, not a curated record